Messenger RNA from Medicago truncatula (barrel medic), 777 nucleotides. Its product is annotated as V-type proton ATPase subunit G1. Gene Ontology annotation, molecular function: ATP hydrolysis activity; proton-transporting ATPase activity, rotational mechanism. The coding region runs from base 128 to 460 and encodes 110 amino acids. Lineage: Eukaryota; Viridiplantae; Streptophyta; Magnoliopsida; Fabales; Fabaceae. Gene Ontology annotation, biological process: proton transmembrane transport. The transcript is spliced from 4 exons. The record is from RefSeq and is a predicted model, not a curated record. Gene Ontology annotation, cellular component: vacuolar proton-transporting V-type ATPase, V1 domain; vacuolar proton-transporting V-type ATPase complex.
CCAUCCAAAGGACUGAUGUGAUUGAGGAUUAUCAAUGUGGAAUUUCGUUAAUUUCAAGACCAAAUUAUUUGACGCCUGCCAGCAUUACAUUGGUCCGAGUGGAAUUUGACUAUCCCCUUAAGCAAGAAUGGCAUCCAACAGUGGUCAAGGUGGAAUUCAACAAUUGUUGGCUGCAGAACAAGAAGCACAACAUAUUGUGAAUGCUGCGAAAAAUGAAAAAUAUGCUAGGCUGAAACAAGCCAAAGAAGAGGCUGAAAAAGAGAUCACCAAACAUCGAGCUCAUUUGGAAAAUCAGUUCCAAAACAAAGUAACAGCGAGCAGUGGAGAUUCUGGUGCUAAUGUCAAGCGACUUGAGCAAGAGACUGAUACAAAGAUCCAUCAGCUGAAGACUGAGGCUAGUAGAAUUUCGGGGGAUGUUGUCAGCACACUUCUCAAGUAUGUAACAACCGUGAAGAACUAGACUCCUUGGUGAUAUAUUGGUGUUGCGAGCUCUCAAGCUAUGCUGAAUAUUGUCGUGUUUAUUGAUCACUCUAGAUUCUGGUGCAGAGAAGAUUCUUGUUUAGGUUAUGAUGCGUAGUAUUAUGCUGCCAUGCAUUCAACAUUAUUCAAAAUUCGUUAAAAUAAAUUGUUUAUCAUUCAUAGACAUGCCCAUAUGUAUCACUGUUUCAAAAGAGGUGUGUCAAGAUCAUUAUGUCAGUGUGUAUUGAAUAAUGCUGGAAUGAAUGGUUUAUUCUUUUAUAACACCACUCAUAUUAUACCAAAUCUUGGUUUUUCAUA